GUUAGGAAUACAUCUCCAAAAAAAUUUAGAAUCGGACCUCUGCCGAAGUUUCAGUCAGCCUAGCGCCCUAGCCUCCUCUCUGAAUUCUUGGCGUCUUCCCCUUCCUACAAUCUAUAAAUACAGGCUCUUUAGCCUCCACAACUUCCAUCCAAAAAAGCAACACAGAUCACUCCCCUUCCUUCCCCAAAAUACACAUUGUGCCGUUCCUUCCUUGGCUAGCUUCUUGGCCUUCAGCCAUGGCCAGGGGAAGAGUAGCACGUGCCCUCUUGGGCCUUGCCUUGGUGCUCGCGGCCGCGGCGCAGACGGCGCGUGCGGCCGGCGGGCACGACUACGGCAAGGCGCUGAGCAAGAGCAUUCUCUACUUCGAGGCGCAGCGCUCCGGCCCGCUCCCCGGCAGCCAGAGGAUCUCCUGGCGCGCCAACUCCGGCCUGCUCGACGGGAAGGCCAACGGGGUGGAUCUUGUUGGGGGCUACUACGACGCCGGCGACAACGUCAAGUUCGGCCUGCCGAUGGCGUUCACGGUGACCAUGAUGUCGUGGAGCGUGCUCGAGUACGGCGAGCAGAUGGCGGCGGCCGGCGAGCUUGGGCACGCCGUGGAGGCCGUCAAGUGGGGCACGGACUACUUCGUCAAGGCGCACCCGGAGCCCAACGUGCUCUACGGAGAGGUCGGCGACGGUGACUCCGACCACAACUGCUGGCAGCGGCCGGAGGACAUGACGACGAGCCGUCAGGCGUACCGGCUUGACCCUCAGCACCCCGGGUCCGAACUCGCCGGGGAAACUGCCGCGGCAAUGGCCGCAGCUUCACUCGUGUUCCGCAGAUCCAACCCGAGCUACGCAGGCCAACUGCUACAGCACUCUAAGCAGUUGUUUGAUUUCGCCGACAAGUACCGGGGAAGGUACGACAGCAGCAUUGCUGUUGUGCGCAACUAUUAUGCCUCAUCCAGCGGAUACGGGGAUGAGCUACUGUGGGCGGCGGCGUGGCUGUACCAGGCGACCGACGACCGGCGGUACCUGGACUACCUGACCACCAACGCCGACGAGCUGGGCGGCACAGGCUGGUCGAUCAACCAGUUCGGCUGGGACGUCAAGUACGUCGGCGUGCAGGUCCUGGCAGCCAAGAUCCUCUUGCAGGGCAAGGCCGGCGCGCACGCCGACGUGCUGCGGAGGUACCAGCAGAAGGCGGACCUCUUCGCGUGCUCGUGCCUCGGCAAGGGCGGCGCCAACAACGUCCGGAGGACGCCUGGUGGCAUGAUGUACCACCAGAGCUGGAACAACAUCCAGUUCGUGACGGGCGCGUCGUUCCUGCUGGCGGCGUACUCCGACCAACUCGCCGCCGCUCAGCGCGCCGUGCAGUGCCCGUCCGGCUCCGCGCAGCCGUCGGAGCUCCUGGCGUUCGCCAAGUCUCAGGUGGACUACAUCCUGGGGAGCAACCCGAGGGCGACGAGCUACAUGGUCGGGUACGGCGCGACGUACCCGCAGCAGGCACACCACCGUGGCUCGUCCAUCGUGUCCAUCAAGGCCAGCCCCUCGUUCGUGAGCUGCCGGGACGGCUACUCGACCUGGUACGGCCGCCAGGGCAGCAACCCGAACCUGCUUGAGGGCGCCACAGUUGGCGGCCCGGACGAGUACGACAAUUUCGCCGACGAGAGGAACAACUACGAGCAGACGGAGGCCACUACCUACAACAACGCGCCGCUGAUGGGCGUGCUCGCUCGACUGGCCGCCGGUCACGGAGGCCGGUUUGGUCAGUCACUCGCCGAUGGGGUUGCUGCAACAGCCAUCAAGAGUGACAACCAGACUUCACUGCCAUCUCCUUCUCUCGCUGCUGAACACGACUCGCCCAUUGAGAUUGUGCAGAACGCGACGACAUCAUGGACUCAGAGAGGCAAGACGUACCACCGGUACUCGGUGACGGUGACCAACAGGUCCGGCAAGACGGUCCAUGAGCUCCACAUCGGCAUCUCCAAGCUCUACGGCCAGGUGUGGGGGCUCGACAAGGCGCGGUACGGCUACGUGUUCCCCAGCUGGCACAAGGCACUACCCGCCGGCGAGAGCGCCGCGUUUGUGUACACCCAGGCUGCGCCGCCGGCGGACGUCUGGGUCACCGGCUACAAGCUCGUCUAGAAUGGCACUUCGUUGCUAUGAACUUAUCAUGUACUGAUUAGUAGUGUCCCGCUGUGUGUGGAAGGAUUUGAAGCUUGUUAGGUUACAAGAGGGACAAAGAGUGAUGGGGCUAGUUACAAUCUCGGUCAUCCUCAUCGUUCCUUCCGCUAAGCUAUGUGGUAGCUAGUGUUUGCUUGUAUGGUGUUAAAAUAGUAAUAUGAAUGGUAUGGUUGUGCCAUAGGCUACAACAUAUUGGAAUCUAUAUAAUUGAAAAUCCAAAUAGA
Phragmites australis (common reed) is the source of this 2389-nucleotide messenger RNA. RefSeq names its product endoglucanase 2-like. The transcript has 9 exons. Bases 237 to 2126 code for a protein of 629 amino acids. Lineage: Eukaryota; Viridiplantae; Streptophyta; Magnoliopsida; Poales; Poaceae. The record is from RefSeq and is a predicted model, not a curated record. Gene Ontology annotation, molecular function: hydrolase activity, hydrolyzing O-glycosyl compounds; carbohydrate binding. Gene Ontology annotation, biological process: carbohydrate metabolic process.